AAUAAUACUGAAACUUUAACUGUAUGGCUAGGUUUGAAAUUAUCACAAUUAAUUGAAGUCAAUCUCAAAAAUCAAGUUAUGACUACAAACCUUUGGGUUGAGCAGAAAUGGAUUGAUUACAAACUGAAAUGGGAUCCAGAUGAAUAUGGUGGCGUUGAAAUGUUAUACGUGCCAUCUGAGCACAUAUGGCUCCCAGAUAUAGUUCUUUAUAAUAAUUGGGAUGGUAAUUAUGAGGUAACAUUGAUGACCAAAGCUACUUUAAAGUACACUGGUGAAGUCAUAUGGAAACCUCCAGCUAUAUAUAAAAGUUCAUGUGAAAUUAAUGUAGAAUACUUUCCAUUUGAUGAACAAACUUGCUUUAUGAAAUUCGGAUCAUGGACUUAUAAUGGAGCACAGGUGGAUCUGAAGCACAUGGAUCAAAUGCCAGGAAGCAAUUUGGUGUUAAAAGGAAUAGAUCUGAGCGAAUUUUAUUAUUCUGUAGAAUGGGACAUAUUAGAGGUGCCAGCUAGCCGAAAUGAAGAAUAUUAUCCCUGUUGUCCAGAGCCAUUUUCAGACAUAACUUUCAAAAUGACUAUGAGGCGUAAAACGCUGUUUUAUACAGUGAACUUGAUAAUUCCAUGCGUUGGGAUUACAUUCCUUACCGUACUCGUAUUCUAUCUGCCAAGUGAUUCAGGAGAAAAGGUGACAUUAUGUAUUUCAAUCCUGCUGUCGUUGACUGUGUUUUUCCUGCUAUUAGCUGAAAUUAUUCCCCCAACAUCAUUAGCCGUACCACUUUUGGGAAAAUAUUUGCUAUUCACCAUGAUUCUGGUAUCGCUCAGCGUUUGGACUACAGUUUGUGUUCUUAAUGUACAUUUUAGAUCACCGUCGACGCACAAUAUGUCUCCAUGGGUUCGAAAACUGUUCUUGCAUUUUAUGCCCAAAAUUUUGAUGAUGCGAAGAACACAAUAUGUACUGCCUGAUUAUGAUGAUAGUUUUCUACCAAAUUACACAGAAAACAGAGAUGGUACGAACGACCCUUUUAAUGGAGAUUUAAAAGAACCAAGUGUAAAUAGUAUUGGACAAGCAUGCCAACAAAUAGAUUGCCCAGGAAAUGUACCUCAUUCUUCAGUUACUGAUUCUGAAAACACAAUUCCAAGAAAUUUAUCACCUGAAGUUUUGUCGGCUCUUCAAGGAGUUAGAUUCAUUGCUCAGCAUAUCAAAGACGCAGACAAAGAUAAUGAGAUAGUCGAAGACUGGAAAUUUGUGUCUAUGGUCCUGGAUCGUUUCUUUUUGUGGUUAUUCACGUUGGCCUGCUUUGGAGGAACAUUUGGAAUUAUCUUCCAGUCGCCAUCAUUAUACGAUACACGGAUUCCAGUCACCAAUACUGAAGUUGGAACUGGGCGAAAUCAUUUUAUGAUGCCUCCAGAAAUUUUCAGGCCCCGCCUCGAAAUUUAUAGAUCUCAGGAGAUUGUUGAUUAA
This is a messenger RNA of Ctenocephalides felis (cat flea), 1458 nucleotides long. RefSeq names its product acetylcholine receptor subunit beta-like 2. Gene Ontology annotation, biological process: regulation of membrane potential; nervous system process; monoatomic ion transmembrane transport. The transcript has 10 exons. Gene Ontology annotation, cellular component: postsynaptic membrane; neuron projection; synapse. Bases 79 to 1458 code for a protein of 459 amino acids. The record is from RefSeq and is a predicted model, not a curated record. Lineage: Eukaryota; Metazoa; Arthropoda; Insecta; Siphonaptera; Pulicidae. Gene Ontology annotation, molecular function: transmembrane signaling receptor activity; acetylcholine-gated monoatomic cation-selective channel activity.